GGUAAACUCACCGUUUGCUUGAGGGGCAACAAAUUUUUCAAGGCGUCUGUGUACAACCACUAUACAGAUUUGUUUCCGUUGAUUCGUGAAGUCCGUGACAAAGAAGGCAAGCAUGCUGCGGUGAUAGUCUCUGACAACGGCCCUGACUGGAAGAAGAACAGCCUUAAAGUAGUCAUGACAAUGGGCCGUUUAUGGCGGGAUCUGCACCUAGACUAUUUUUGCAUUCUUGGAUAUGCGCCCGGUGAUAGUCGAUACAAUAUGAUCGAACAUUGUUGGGCACCAGUGACCACUUGGUUGACAGGUCUGCAGUUGUCGGACACCAUUCCUGGGGAGGACAAGAAUCCUGAAGCCCAAUCCAAAUUGUCAGAGGAGGACCGCGCCAGAAAGAAUGCAACUGUUUUGGACAAUGCAAUCAGAGAUGUCCACAAGUGUCUUGAUGGCAAGAUGUAUGAUUCAUUCAAAGUUACGGCAGUGGCAAUGGAUUCUUCAUCAACGCAUCACUAUUCAGAUGAGGCCAAGGUGGAAGAAUUGUCUGACGCCAGUGUGAAAAAGAUCAAGGCAGACAUUGUCCUGACAGAACUUGCGGCAGAAUAUAAGUUUCUUGCCUCGCAUUCGGUGCAGCGGACCUACCAGUUGGAAUUCGUCAAAUGUCAAGAUAGUCAGUGCCACCACUGUAGCAACCAUCCUGUGCGCGCCAAAAAACUUCUCACCUUCCUUCGUGAAUUUGGAGGUGGGCAUGGUUUUACGCCUGUUCCAUCAGACAAGGUCCCUGGACAUUUCUUCACGUGGCAAGAAAUGGCUUCAAAGGCUGUGACAGGAAAACUCAAGAUUCCAGCUCUAGAUGAAGGAGUACACUCACCAAUCAACGGAGAGAGGGUUUGCCAGGCGGGAUGCAAGAAAGUCUUUGUGAGCGCAGCAGAUCGAGAUCGCCAUAAUCGUCUCAUGCACAAACUUUGAGAAAGUCACCAGCAUCGAAAACAAAAACCAAACGGUUCUUUUCAGAACCACACAUUUUCACAAAAGAGAUAGAUCCAGCAUCUGAAUCUGAUCGAUGAUUGAAUAAAUAAAACAAUUCAUGCCCUCUCCCUUCAUUCCCAUUCAUUCCCACCCUUCAACCCUUCCAUUUUUUCCCUUUCCCUUGCGUCAA
Molecule: messenger RNA, 1147 nt
Organism: Patiria miniata (bat star)
Lineage: Eukaryota; Metazoa; Echinodermata; Asteroidea; Valvatida; Asterinidae
Exons: 1
Coding region: 175-957 (260 amino acids)
Source: RefSeq, a predicted model, not a curated record